AUGGUCAGUGCGACCUGGGAGAGUCAGCCGAGGAGCAUCUGGGAGAGACACCCCGGUGCUGCUGGGACAGGGACGCUCCCAACGCUCGCUGUGGACAUGUCUAUGGCUGAGAGGCGAGAGGAGGCUGCCAACUUGACAGAGCAGGCGUGCAUGCUGUGUGGCCAGGCAGCGGCGGACCUGGUUCUCUGGGGGCACAAAGUGGAGCAGGAACACCUCUGUGCCCAUCUAUUUUGCCUGAUUUUUGCCAGCAAGUUGUGUUACUGGCAGGACGAGGAGUCAGGGCAGCAGAGGUUUAUCCCUGAGGACAUUCCCUGCAUACUCGAGAGGGUUGUCGACAAGCAAUGCUUCGUCUGCGGGGAGAGUGGGGCCGCCAUCACCUGCUGCCGAGAGGGCUGCGACCGCAGCUUCCACCUGCCCUGUGCCAUGGAGGGUGAAUGCGUCACCCAGUACUUCCUCCCGCACAGGUCCUUCUGCAGGGAGCACCGCCCGGAGCAGGAGGUGGAGGCAGCUCCAGACAAGGACACCACCUGCAUCAUCUGCCGGGGCCCUGUGGAGGACAGAAAGUCCUUCCACACCAUGGUGUGCCCCAUCUGCAGAGAGGCCUGGUUCCACCAGGGCUGCAUCCAGGGCCAGGCUUAGUACGCUGGCACUAUCGCCUUCAGAUGCCCCGUCUGCAGAGACCAAUACGACUUUCUCCAUGGCAUGCUCACCGUGGGCAUCCGCAUCCCCGGGAGAUUGCCAUCUUGGGACAAUGGGCCUCUGGAUGAAGCGCUAAUGGAGAGGCACAGCUGCUGCGACACCUGCCAGUGCCUUUGUCCCGGGGGCAGGGAGCAGGCAGAGGAACGGGGGCCCUGGGAACUGCUGCUAUGCAGCUCCUGUGCUGCCGAGGGCACCCACCGGCGCUGUGCCAACCUGAGCACCAGCAGGAGUACCUGGGAGUGUGGCCUGUGUGCUGGCCAGGGCACCGCCUCCAGUGACUGCUCGGAGCUCGCUGGCUCUGGCAUAGGGAGCCAGUCAGGACCGGGCUCAUCCCAGGGCUCCCCAGUGCCGCAGAGCAGCAGCCCCAGCCCCGCCAGCCAGCUGCCAGAGGAGUCCUGCCCUCCUCCAGCGCUCGAGGGCAGCAGCUCCAGCCGCCGUGGGCCCGUGUGGAGGAGGGACAGCUCCCGCCUGGAACGUCGGGCCCAGAAUCCUUACAGCCGGCCUGGACACAGACACGGGACUGGCUGUGCACGGACCCCAUCUUGCUGGCCCUGA
Molecule: messenger RNA, 1254 nt
Organism: Athene cunicularia (burrowing owl)
Lineage: Eukaryota; Metazoa; Chordata; Aves; Strigiformes; Strigidae
Product: PHD finger protein 7-like
Exons: 10
Cellular component (GO): nucleus
Source: RefSeq, a predicted model, not a curated record